Molecule: messenger RNA, 621 nt
Organism: Acanthocheilonema viteae
Lineage: Eukaryota; Metazoa; Nematoda; Chromadorea; Rhabditida; Onchocercidae
Source: the annotation of a GenBank genome assembly
AUGACCGCAACCAAUGACGCUAAACCGAAAUCUCAACGUUUUUCACGUUUCAACGCCACUCUUUGCACUCUUCUUACCUCUGGACUAUUUUGUUUUGCCGGUAAUUUGAUGUUCACGUACGAUGAAGCAACGGGUAGUUUGAUGGCUUUAACAGCAUACAUCUUUACGUAUAACUGGUACAUGUUGUACGGUAAUGCGUUAACACGUGCACGAAGAGCAUUUCUUAGCGUUGCCAAUGUACUCGACACGUAUCAAGUUUAUAACCGAAAAUACGGACAGUUCUACGAAUCAGUUCCGGAUACGCCGGGAGAUGCAGCAGAGGCAUUCAGAAAGGCGUUAACAAUAUCAAUUAGUGAUAUUCUUAACGAAACCAUCGCUAGCACCAGCGAUGAUAGAACAAAAUUCGAAGAAGCAGUGCAAAGGCACUAUGCUGACCUAUACAAGGCAGUGCAACGAGCGGAACGAGAAAGGGGAACAAAAUCACCAAUUGCGGAUGAAAUUGAUACUCGACAUCGAGCCAAUAAUCUAGAAGAGGUGAAGACAAUACCGACAUUAUCAUCAAAUUUAAAUAAUUUAGCAACAAAUGAAAAAUGUGACAAAUCAAAUGCAAGGAGUGAAUGA